AUGGCGGACGACCCCAGUGCUGCCGACAGGAACGUGGAGAUCUGGAAGAUCAAGAAGCUCAUCAAGAGCUUGGAGGCGGCCCGCGGCAAUGGCACAAGCAUGAUAUCAUUGAUCAUUCCUCCCAAAGACCAGAUUUCACGAGUGGCAAAAAUGUUAGCAGAUGAGUUUGGAACUGCAUCUAACAUUAAGUCACGAGUAAACCGCCUUUCAGUCCUGGGAGCCAUUACAUCUGUACAACAAAGACUCAAACUUUAUAACAAAGUACCUCCAAAUGGCCUGGUUGUUUACUGUGGUACAAUUGUAACAGAAGAAGGAAAGGAAAAGAAAGUCAACAUUGACUUUGAACCUUUUAAACCAAUUAAUACGUCAUUGUAUUUGUGUGACAACAAAUUCCAUACAGAGGCUCUUACAGCACUACUUUCAGAUGACAGCAAGUUUGGCUUCAUUGUAAUAGAUGGUAGUGGUGCACUUUUUGGCACACUCCAAGGAAACACAAGAGAAGUCUUGCACAAGUUCACUGUGGAUCUCCCAAAGAAACAUGGUAGAGGAGGUCAAUCAGCCUUGCGUUUUGCUCGUUUAAGAAUGGAAAAGCGACAUAACUAUGUUCGGAAAGUAGCUGAGACUGCUGUACAGCUGUUUAUUUCUGGGGACAAAGUGAAUGUGGCUGGUCUUGUUUUAGCUGGAUCAGCGGACUUUAAAACUGAACUAAGUCAAUCUGAUAUGUUUGAUCAGAGGUUGCAAUCAAAAGUUUUAAAAUUAGUUGAUAUUUCCUAUGGUGGCGAAAAUGGAUUCAACCAAGCUAUUGAGUUAUCUACUGAAGUCCUUUCCAACGUGAAAUUCAUUCAAGAGAAGAAAUUAAUAGGACGAUACUUUGAUGAAAUCAGCCAGGACACGGGCAAGUACUGUUUUGGAGUUGAAGAUACACUAAAGGCUUUAGAAAUGGGAGCUGUAGAGAUUCUAAUAGUCUAUGAAAAUCUGGAUAUAAUGAGAUAUGUUCUUCAUUGCCAAGGCACAGAAGAAGAGAAAAUUCUCUAUCUAACUCCAGAACAAGAGAAGGAUAAAUCUCAUUUCACAGACAAAGAGACAGGACAAGAACAUGAGCUGAUUGAGAGUAUGCCCCUGCUGGAGUGGUUUGCUAACAAUUAUAAAAAAUUUGGAGCUACAUUGGAAAUUGUCACAGAUAAGUCACAAGAAGGAUCCCAGUUUGUGAAAGGAUUUGGUGGAAUUGGAGGUAUCUUGCGGUACCGAGUAGAUUUCCAGGGAAUGGAAUACCAAGGAGGAGAUGAUGAAUUUUUUGACCUUGAUGACUACUAGGUAGUCGACAUGGGUCCGGCAAAAUGUGCCUCACCCUCCAGCAUCCAACCCAAGGAGCAUACCCGUGGUGGAAUCCAAACAGAUCCCUGCCUUACAAUUGGAACAUUUCCAGAACUUAAUCCAUGAGCAUUGGAUAUUGAAAAGAAAACCGAAACAAAACGAGACCCAACCCUACACUUUGGUUUGUCAUGGUGUCAGCGCAGCAGCCUACAACUAAGUUCCUAAAAUCCCACUUUGGACUAAUUUAAAAAAGAAUCCCAGUUUUUACUUUUACUCGAUGGUGAAAUUGGUUGCUCUUGUAUUUUAUGAAAAAAAAAUGAUUUUUUUAACCUUCAUACAU
This is a messenger RNA of Canis lupus familiaris (dog), 1654 nucleotides long. RefSeq names its product eukaryotic translation termination factor 1 (gene ETF1). NCBI's taxonomy places the organism in Eukaryota, Metazoa, Chordata, Mammalia, Carnivora, Canidae. Gene Ontology annotation, biological process: cytoplasmic translational termination. Gene Ontology annotation, molecular function: sequence-specific mRNA binding; translation release factor activity, codon specific. The record is from RefSeq and is marked inferred. Gene Ontology annotation, cellular component: translation release factor complex; cytosol.